CAAGUCUAUGGGCAGCUGUCACCAUAAAGUUUUUCAUGAUAAAAUACUUAAACAAAAAUACAAUUUUUUUAACAAAUUGCCUUAAAACUAUUAUCUACAAAUUAGAGAACUUCAAUAAUAAUAUUGUGAAACUGACAAAUUCAAAUUAUCUGGUAAACUUGAUUAAUUCUUAUUGCUAUUAUUUUAAUUAUUCAAAAACAGAGUACUUUUAUUUGAACAAUAUGAAGACAAUCCAAUAAAAUGGAUGAUUAUAAGUUUCUCUUCAAAGUAGUACUGGUAGGAAAUGCUGGGGUUGGUAAGACAUGUCUAGUUCGAAGGUUCACCCAAGGGCUAUUUCCUCCAGGGCAAGGUGCAACCAUUGGAGUGGAUUUCAUGAUCAAAACAGUAGAAGUGGACAAUGAGAAAGUGAAACUACAAAUUUGGGAUACUGCAGGCCAAGAAAGGUUCAGAUCGAUCACUCAAAGUUAUUAUAGGUCAGCUCAUGCGUUGAUUCUAGUCUAUGAUAUCUCUUGCCAACCUACCUUCGACUGUCUACCAGACUGGCUUCGAGAAAUUGAAGAGUAUGCUAGCAAUAAAGUCCUUAGGGUAUUAGUGGGUAAUAAAAUUGAUAGAGAAGAUAGAGAAAUUCCAACACAUGUAGGAGAAGAAUUUGCUGAAAGAAAUAGUAUGUACUUUUUGGAAACAUCAGCUAAAGAAGCUGAGAAUGUUGAAACAUUAUUUAUCCAAAUUGCUACUGACUUAAUAAAGCAAGCUAGAAAUAGAGAUGUACCUAAAUAUGAUGGUACAACCACCAUAGAUGACAGCACAACUUCUAUUGGAGAAACAAAUUGCUGUGGUAAACUACAAUAAUGAUACUCCAAUUAAUUUUACUUAGUUGAAGGCUUUAAAACAUUUGUACUUAAUUUUUAUAGAUUCAUUAUCGAUAGUGACAUAAUUAUGCAUUUACAAACAAAAAUUUCCCUUAAUGAUUAGUUGAGAAAGUCCUCAUGGUCUUGAGACUGAUUUUGGAACAAAUGUUUUAUCCUAUUGUUUGAUCUCUAGGACCAUGAUUCUUUAUAAGUAUUGUUACAUUUUAUUCGUUGUUACUAGUUUUACAAUUGCGUUGCAACUAUAUUGUUUUUCAAUAUAACAUUAAGAAUAUCUUACCCCAUGAUGUAGAAAAUAAGUAACAUGCAUUUAAUUUGUUAUGAGUAUACAAAGCAAAUAUUUAUUCUGGUUUCUAUAUUUUUGAAAUUUGACAUUGAAUAAACGCACUUGACCACAAAAGAAAAUCUGCACUGCAAUUACACAACAGACAAUCUUGCAAACAAUGAUGUGGGGACAAGAUAUUUGAAUUUUAGAGCUCUUCAUAUACACUAUCAAAUUCCUCUAUUUUAGUUAUAUAUUGUUGUGUUUGUUCCUACUAAUUUUAUUUCAGUUUUUUACAUACUGAUAUUUCACUUUUGUUCAACAUUGAUAUUAAAUUUUGUUUUUGCAUUUACUUCGAGAAUUUUGCAUUUUUAGCAUCGAGCUAAAGUUAAUUAAUGCCUCUCAAGUGAUUUUAAGUGAAUAGCAAAGACAAAUACUCACAUGUUUUGUUGUUGGUAAGGAGCUCUGCUUUUUUAUACAUCAAAUUUUUGAGUUGGGAAUUUUUUUAAUACUCAAAUGAAACAUUUCUUUAGAGAAUUGUCUUCUCUCUAUUUGUUAAAAUUUUUGCACUGAAAGAUGUAGAAUUUGAUCAAGAAACCUUUUUUACACUGGUUUUGUCUUUGUUGAUUGAAAUUAUUAAUAUAUUGUGAUUUUUCUGAAACUUCAUUUUAGAUGUUUAGUAUUAUAUUUUGUUGUUAUGUGUAGUGAAUCUUGUGGCAGCUUUAUAUAUAACUGUGGUGAAGGUAUGGAUCAUUUUUAAAAUUGAAUUAUUUUGUAUUGUAAACCUAAUUGCCAAAGAUAAUAAGCAUUGUAAUAAAACAUUGAAAAUUAAAGUCAUAUCAGUUGA
Molecule: messenger RNA, 1975 nt
Organism: Coccinella septempunctata (seven-spotted ladybird)
Lineage: Eukaryota; Metazoa; Arthropoda; Insecta; Coleoptera; Coccinellidae
Gene: Rab30
Product: ras-related protein Rab-30
Exons: 4
Coding region: 241-849 (202 amino acids)
Cellular component (GO): trans-Golgi network
Molecular function (GO): GTP binding; GTPase activity
Source: RefSeq, a predicted model, not a curated record